GUGGAAAUAAAAAGGAGGAGGCAUCAUUUACGAACACACAGAGACUGCUUCACUGGCGCUGAUGCUGUCGAUGUAGUAUUAAGUCAUCUUAUGCAGAACGUGUGCCUAAGUAGCAGUGACAUCUCUCGUCUUAAAGGAGUUCACCUUUGCCAACUUCUAAUGACGCAUAAAGUGUUUGAACCGGUCGGAAUGAAGCUGUUCAAAAACGACAGGGAACUGCAAUUUGAAGAUUCCAGCAGCAGUCUCUACAGAUUUCUAGGCAAUAAAUCGUCUUAUGCUUUUUGCAAGAGAAAAAAAGAUGCUGUGCAUGGACUGAUGGGUGACAUGAAUACAAAGAAUCUUUCCAGCAGAGCAGAAGAUGAAAUGAUUUCAAAUCCUCUAGCACAUGAGCUCUGUGAGGAAAGAACUGAGGAACUUAUUCAUGCAGUGAGUGGGGAUCUGCGCUUACCUCGUAUCCUGAUCAAUGAACCUGUUCUCCAGCUUUCAAAAGAAGCUAUCUGGAGACAACAGACAUUCUUAUGUAUUCUGCAGCUGAUUCACCUUCCAUUCUUGGAAAAUGUUUUAAAAGCUCCAGCUAAGACACACAGUCUUGGGGUAAGCAAGGAGGAAGACCUUGUUAUCGCUAACACUUGCCUGGACAGAGAGCUGAUUCCAAGCCUGUGUCUAACUGAAAUUGAUAACUGGCUUAAUGCAGCAGUUGAAUGCUUGGAGUAUUUCCCUGACCAAUUAAUAGUUAAAGUUAGUCAGCAGCUAAUGCAAAACGAAAAUGAAGAGGCAAGAUUGGAUAUUCAGAAGAAAUUACUCUUUGAUGUCAUAGUAAAAUAUUACAGUCAACAAGAGAGAUGUUGCCUAUUAACUGAUGACUAUUUUGAUAUUCAUUUGGGAAUUAUUGAACUUUUAGAAAAUGAGAAGAGAGCAGAAGCGCUUGAAGCAACCCAGCUCUACCUAAGACUGCUAUCACCCAACGUCAGGGAGGAGUUACGUCGGCUACUCACUUUUAUGGCUGUUGCAUCAGAGCCCACUGGCUACAGGUUGCAAAAACAGUGUGAUAACAAAACAGUGGUCAUGAAAACUCUUGCCAAAGCAGUUCUGCAAACCAGAUCGUUGCUAAAAGUCCGGGCAGAACAACUGACCUGCUUCCUACUGGACUUCCAUGCUGAGCUCUUCAAGACACCAGUCACCUUACUGGAUCUCAUCAGUAGGAAACUUAAGAAGCUUCGGCAUGGAGAAGAUCCUGAUGCAAUCUCAGGAAUCACUGAUAAUAAUACCUGCACAUCCAUAGCUUAG
Molecule: messenger RNA, 1287 nt
Organism: Ochotona curzoniae (black-lipped pika)
Lineage: Eukaryota; Metazoa; Chordata; Mammalia; Lagomorpha; Ochotonidae
Gene: DEPDC4
Product: DEP domain containing 4
Exons: 8
Coding region: 91-1287 (398 amino acids)
Source: RefSeq, a predicted model, not a curated record